This is a messenger RNA of Peronospora matthiolae, 144 nucleotides long. The record is from the annotation of a GenBank genome assembly. Lineage: Eukaryota; Oomycota; Peronosporomycetes; Peronosporales; Peronosporaceae.
AUGAUCGCUGAUGUGCGCGCCGAUUCGGAAGUGGAUGAUGUAAGACAAUUUCAGGCUCUGUCGGUCCCGCACCCGCAGAAAGGUGGGGUGGCUCGAGCAGGACAUAAGUCGCCCAUUGUUGUACUUUACGAUGCAAAUGCCUAG